This is a messenger RNA of Peromyscus leucopus (white-footed mouse), 2258 nucleotides long. RefSeq names its product selenocysteine lyase (gene Scly). NCBI's taxonomy places the organism in Eukaryota, Metazoa, Chordata, Mammalia, Rodentia, Cricetidae. The transcript has 12 exons. Bases 83 to 1375 code for a protein of 430 amino acids. The record is from RefSeq and is a predicted model, not a curated record.
CCCGGGGACUCGAGGCUCCGCCCCCUACGGAGACUUGGGGGCACUCAGGCUUGGGGUGACCGGACCCGCUGGCGAUCAGGGGAUGGACGCGGUGCGGAGAAGCGCGCGGGGCCGCGCAGAGAGCCCACCCGACAGGAAGGUCUACAUGGAUUACAACGCCACCACACCUCUGGAGCCCGCAGUCAUCCAGGCUGUGACCGAGGCCAUGAGGGAAGCCUGGGGCAACCCCAGCAGCUCCUAUGUGGCAGGUAGGAAGGCCAAGGACAUUAUAAACACAGCUCGGGCAAGCCUGGCCAAGAUGAUAGGAGGGAAGCCUCAGGACAUCGUCUUCACUUCCGGGGGCACCGAGUCAAAUAAUCUGGUCAUCCACUCCAUGGUGAGAUACUUCCAUGAACAGCAGACCCUGCAGGGGCACGUGAUUGACCAGCACAGCCCUGAGGAGGGGGCCAGGCCCCAUUUUAUCACUUGCACCGUGGAACAUGACUCGGUCCGGCUGCCCCUGGAGCACCUGAUGGAAGAACAAGCGGCAGAGGUCACUUUUGUCCCGGUGUCCAAGGUGAACGGGCAGGCAGAGGUUGAGGAUGUCCUGGCGGCUGUCCGCCCCACCACGUGCCUCGUGACCAUCAUGCUGGCCAAUAACGAGACCGGCGUCAUCAUGCCUGUCCCCGAGAUCAGUCGGCGUAUUAAGGCCCUGAACCAGAGCCGGGCUGCCUCCGGCCUGCCCCAGAUCCUCGUGCACACAGACGCUGCCCAGGCACUGGGAAAGAGGCGGGUGGAUGUAGAGGACCUGGGUGUGGACUUCCUGACCAUCGUGGGACACAAGUUCUACGGCCCCAGGAUUGGUGCUCUGUAUGUACGAGGGGUCGGUAAACUUACCCCCCUGUACCCCAUGCUGUUUGGAGGUGGACAAGAGCGGAAUUUCAGGCCAGGGACUGAGAACACGCCCAUGAUUGCUGGCCUGGGAAAGGCUGCUGAGCUGGUGACUGAAAACUGUGAGGCGUAUGAGGCCCACAUGAGAGACAUCCGAGACUACCUGGAGGAGAGACUGGAGGCUGAAUUUGGGAAGAGAAUCCAUCUGAACAGCCGGUUUCCAGGGGUGGAGAGACUUCCCAACACCUGCAACUUUUCCAUCCAGGGGUCCAAGCUCCAAGGGUACAUGGUGCUUGCACAGUGCCAGACAUUGCUGGCCAGUGUGGGAGCUUCAUGCCACUCAGAUCAUGAAGACCGGCCGUCCCCCGUGCUGCUGAGCUGCGGCAUCCCCGUGGACGUGGCCCGGAAUGCGCUCCGGCUCAGUGUGGGCCGCGGUACCACCAGGGCCGACGUGGACGUCAUCGUGCAGGACCUGAAGCAGGCCGUGGCCCAGCUGGAGGGCUAGGGCUAGCUGGGGCUAGCUGGGGCUAGCUGGGGCUAGCCGCCACUCUUUCUCUCGGUGGCCGGCUGAACUUUGGCCACUCACUGAUCCAUAGGAAACCCCCUGUGAAAGUACCCGGCCCCUAAGCUGUCCCCGCUGAGACGACUGUCUUACUCUGGGGUACAGAGGGAUGAGGGCUGCCUGUCACACAGAAUCCCACUCAGCCCCAUCCUUACAGGCUCAGGGCACCAGUGCCACAUAGGACUUCCCCGGUCACCUUCUGCCAAAGGCUGUGUGGGAAUGGGAGUGUUGCAGGUAUGGGCCAGCCUGUCAGGAGCACCUGAUAAAUGAAGACAAAACCCAGUCUUUGUCCCCUGUCACCUAGCUGCUACUGUGAAAAUAGGAAACAAGGUUUUGUCUUCACCCCUGGCCUCCCAUGUGCCCCUGCAGAGCCUCCCCCCGCCGAAUGCAGCCCUGCCUCCCUCUGCUGACCUCAGCGUCCCACUGCCCUCCUGUCCCCCUGGCCCGAUGGUCCCUCAGAUGAGGCCUCAGGCCUGGCAGGCCCUUCCUUCUUCCUGGAGGUCAGAGUUCACCCUGCCAUGUGUCUUCUCCCUCCCUUCUACUCAGGGAUUCAACUCCAGUGUGGCUGACGGGAGGCUGCUGUCUGUCCUUAGUCUUUGCCAAAGUGGGAAACCUGAUCACUUCUCACACGGCUUUAAUUUUAAUUUUCUUUGCAAAGGUUUCUGUGAUCUUGAGGAUGUGUGGCACACGUCCCAAUAUUUAUAUAGGCAUGCCUUCUUGAAGAAUGUGUUCAGUGUCUGGGUCUAUGGGCCAAAGGAUGACAGGACAUGUGGAAACAAUUAUCAGAAAUUAAAUGAACUAAUAAAAGAUUCUGCAGUUGCUGAGA